Molecule: messenger RNA, 1490 nt
Organism: Aphanomyces astaci
Lineage: Eukaryota; Oomycota; Saprolegniomycetes; Saprolegniales; Verrucalvaceae
Exons: 1
Coding region: 209-1369 (386 amino acids)
Source: RefSeq, a predicted model, not a curated record
AUUUUAUCCAAUCAAUAUCGUACUACUGACUACAUCGGUGCAGGAGAAGGUUCUUUUACUCUGCCUCCGAGAUUGGCGCCCCCCCAAGCAACCUGGACAUUUUACGAUGCGCUGACCCCUCCUCACGAACGCCCUGGCGUAACGCUCAACGUCCCCUCUACAGUCGCUCGCAUGCCAUCAUCAUGUGUUUCAUUUUCCAACUUGCGUCAUGCAAGUAUCAUUCCUAGCCCUCUUAUGGGCUACAUUCGUUGCUAUGGUCGCGUUCGCAGACGUGGUACCGUUGUCGUUUGGAGUUGGAUGUGACCACGGAAGGUAUCCAUUCCAAAUGCAACGGGGGUGCUUCAAGCCCGCCUUUGAGCGUGAAAUCGACAACGGCGGCGACAGCUUCAUCAUUGUUCGCUUCAGCGAUUUCAACUUGCCACCCAAGGACUAUGUCCUCUUGCGGUCUGUCGACACGGGCGAAACGGUGAAAUUGUCUGGGGCGGAAUAUCAUGGGGCGUUCGACGCACCCAGCGUCAGCGGCUCCCGCCUGCGCCUGGAAUUGUACACCAAAACCAACCUCGUAGGAAGCUACACCACGAAGUCCCCCUGCACGGGCUUCAGCGUCGUCGGGUACACGUCCGUGCUGCAAAGCCCCCCCACUCAUGAAGCAGUAUGUGGGGGGAACGUCGAGCGCACCCAAGAAGCCGCUUGUUUCAAUUACUCGCCCAUCAUGAACGCCCGAUCCAAGGCCGUGGCGCGCCUCGUGAUCAACAAGGAUGGCGCGCUCACUGGGUGCACGGGCUUUUUACUCGGUUCAGAGGGUCACUUUAUCACCAACAACCAUUGCAUUAGCAACCAGGACCACGCGUCGAAGACUCGCUUUGAGUUUAUGGCGCAAGCGAUGGCGUGUCCGUCGAAAGUCGGCGAUUUGGUAUGCGACCGCCAACUGGCGUGUCCAGGCGACGUAUGGCGAGGCAACGCCAAGUUUAUGUACACGAACGAGUAUUUAGACUACACGAUCGUCCAAUUAGAUCGCGCCGUGGUGGCCAAGUAUUCGUACUUGAAGCUCCGGAUGGCCGGUCCGAACAUUGGCGAGCCCAUUUACGCCGUGCAACACCCCCAAGCGUGGGGAAAACGCAUCACUGACAAAACCGCGUGGGGGAAAGCUACAGUCCAAUCCACGACCAACCUAGAAGCGUCAUACCUGUUGGACACGCGACCCAUGGCCAGCGGCUCCCCUGUGUUGAGUUCCACCGACCACGCCGUAGUGGCGCUCCACCACGGCAGCCUCACAGCCAACAAGUGCCCGAAUUUCGGCAUCCGAAGCGACUUGAUUGCCAACGAUUUGCAAGCGCUCAAUAUGGUGCCAUGGACAGCGUUUACAUAAGACCACUGAAGAAAAACCUGGGUGGAAAAUGUAUAUAUAUAUAGAUACAAUGGAUCGUGCAUUGGAACACGCUAUAGAAAGGCACGCACCGCCGCAAUGCUAAUUCGUAUACAAAUGUGCA